This is a messenger RNA of Tupaia belangeri chinensis (Chinese tree shrew), 272 nucleotides long. Its product is annotated as cytochrome c oxidase subunit 7C, mitochondrial. The record is from RefSeq and is a predicted model, not a curated record. Gene Ontology annotation, cellular component: respiratory chain complex IV. The coding region runs from base 81 to 272 and encodes 63 amino acids. The transcript has a single exon. Gene Ontology annotation, biological process: mitochondrial electron transport, cytochrome c to oxygen. NCBI's taxonomy places the organism in Eukaryota, Metazoa, Chordata, Mammalia, Scandentia, Tupaiidae.
AGAAAGGAAGGGGUUGUUUCGGUGCGGCCAUUUCUCCCAUCUUCGGACUCUGCACACCUUGCAGAGCUUCCAGCAGCGCCAUGCUGGGACAGAGCAUCCGGAGGUUCACGACCUCCGUGGGCCAUAGAAGCCACUGUGAGGAGGGUCCAGGGAAGAAUCUGCCAUUUUCAGUGGAAAGCAAGUGGCAGUUACUCGUUAUGAUGACUUUGUACUUUGGAUCUGGAUUUGCUGCACCUUUCUUUAUAGUAAGACACCAACUACUAAAGAAAUAA